UAGAAUAUAUAUUUGUUUACUGACAUUUUUAUCGACUUAAUCCAAUCUUUCAAGGUUACAUAAACAUACUUAAAGGCCUUAAAAAUGCCUCGAAGAACAUCUGAUUGUCAUUACCAAUCAUUUUGAAGUCGAAUAAAGAACUGUUCACUUCAUAGAUAGACAAACUAAAAAUUUUCUUUCAAAGUUUUCUUUAACUGUCAUUUUUUAGUUGAAAAUAAUAAUUAAUAAUGUUUUUCAUACUUUUGAGUGUUAUCGCCACCCUUACGGCUCCAAUUUUCUGUAGUUUACAAUUGCCAGAAAGUGGGUUUUCCAAUGAUCCACUUUUUAGAUUAACUAGACCAGAUAUUUAUGAAAACACCACAACAGAUAUUCUUGCCAAUGUUGGAGAUUCAGUGCAAUUUGAGUGCUACGCUUCGGGAACUCCUGGUGCCAAUGUAAUUGUCGAAUGGUCAAGACCAGAAUAUAUAAAUUUAUUUCAACAGAAUGAAGGUAAUCUCAGAUUGCCAAAUGGAGAAAAAGUUUACCGGGGAAAUAUUCUCAGUUUUCCAUCUGUAAAACCAGAACACGCUGGAUCAUAUAUUUGUAGAGCUUACGAGGAACAUACGUUGCCCAGUUCGCGAUCUUAUCUUCUUAGCCUCAAGUCAAAGCCAUCUAUUCGCAGUGCAGGUGUAAAAAAAAUAUUCCAAGACAACAAUGUUUUGGAUGCCAUUGAAUUAUCUGCUGAGGCUUCAGCUGUUCCACAGGGUGAAAUAAUUUGGUAUAAAAAUAAUCAAGUAUUGAGUAAUAGUUAUAAAUACCAAAUACUCAUUAUGAACUACAGUGGAUCUGCAGUUCUCACUAUUUCAACGAAAGACAGUGACUAUCAUGGAACUUAUAAAUUUUUUAUUCAGAAUGAAUUAGGACAAGCUGAAUAUUCUUUUGAAAUUUAAAAUAAAACCGUAAUUGUUGAAAAUGAUAAUUUAAAAUAUCAUUUAU
This is a messenger RNA of Chelonus insularis, 975 nucleotides long. Its product is annotated as lachesin-like. The transcript is spliced from 3 exons. Gene Ontology annotation, cellular component: plasma membrane. The record is from RefSeq and is a predicted model, not a curated record. The coding region runs from base 228 to 929 and encodes 233 amino acids. Gene Ontology annotation, biological process: homophilic cell-cell adhesion. NCBI's taxonomy places the organism in Eukaryota, Metazoa, Arthropoda, Insecta, Hymenoptera, Braconidae.